This is a messenger RNA of Daldinia caldariorum, 2118 nucleotides long. RefSeq lists its product as uncharacterized. The transcript has 3 exons. The record is from RefSeq and is a predicted model, not a curated record. The coding region runs from base 112 to 2019 and encodes 635 amino acids. NCBI's taxonomy places the organism in Eukaryota, Fungi, Ascomycota, Sordariomycetes, Xylariales, Hypoxylaceae. Gene Ontology annotation, molecular function: DNA-binding transcription factor activity, RNA polymerase II-specific; zinc ion binding; DNA binding. Gene Ontology annotation, biological process: regulation of DNA-templated transcription; DNA-templated transcription.
GUAAGCAUCUCAUUAUUAUUUUGUACUUUUGCUCACCAAAUAUUCUCACGAUUUAUUUCAUUCUUCUCUCUAUAAAAAUACUAUGUAGAAUUGCAGAUUCUCCUUUUAAAAAUGGACGCAGGUCCCUCCCGAAAGAGAUUGCGGCGUAGUACACGAAGCUGCUAUCAAUGUAGAAAGCGCAAGGUCAAAUGCCAGCUCAUUGACGAGAAGGUUGAUACUUGUGCUGAAUGCGUAAAGAGCGGUACUCUAUGUACUGUUCAACCGCCUGGAUCAGAGUUGGGCAGUGAAGACUCUCGUGUUGCUGCUAAUAGGGAAAAUGGACAAGAAGCAAGACUGGAGCGCAUCGAAUCUCUCUUGAAGAAGUUGGUUGAAACGCAAGAACAAUCUAAACCAGCUGGAGCUACGUCCGAAUGCGAUCCCACAGUUCCAGACUCUCUCUGGAAUGAUUUUUUGUUCCAAUCGACGGUUGAUGAUACUCUUCCUCUUAUCGACGAUAAUAGCUUUGACGUUCUUCAACCAGAAAACGUAGCGGAUGAGAAGCAGCCUCUUAUAGCACUUCUACCAUCUGCACAAGAUGCGGCUACUAUAUCAACAAACAGUACUGCUUGGCUGUGGGGAGCAGAAACGCCCCUUGGGAGUGUCCUCAGACCCAAUGACACCCUUCAACUAUUAGACACAGCUGCUAUUUCAAGCGGCAGUGCCAUGCACAUUGCCAAAAUAUUGCUAUUAUUCGCCCUGUAUAUACAACCACUCCCCUCGCAUUUCGAUGCUCAAUUUUUAGGACCACAAACCACCGAAGAGAUCAUUAAAUUGAUUGUAGACCGAGUCAGGUUAUUCGCCCUCUCCCACGAAGACGAGGCUUCUUCGUUGGACGGUAUAGAAUGUCUAACCCUGCUAAGUUCUAUUUAUCUUAACGAUGGCGCGAUCCGAAAAGCAUGGAUGGUAUUUAGAAGAGUUCUGGACAUUGCCAGAUUAAAGGGGUUCCAAAACAGCUUCUCCUUUUCCGCUCGAAACUCGUCUCGUAGCGAUAUAGCCCUCCAGCGGCGCCUGUGGCUCUCGGCCGUCUGUGGCGAUUGCUACUGCAGUCUUCUCCUCGGUCUUGAGCCUGCACUUGGUAUUGCACCCUUCGGGCCUGACGACGAGACCUGGGUGGAUCCGCUGGCUGAUGAGAAUGCCAAUGUCCAACGCUGUAUUUGCCUAAUCGUGUCACGCAUUGCGCAGAGGAAUGCCGUCGGUAUUGGUGGAGAUCGCAGUAUUCUUCGGGAUAUAGACGAAGCCCUAAGUAGAUUACAGAAUUCGAUGUCUGCUUCCUGGUGGAAGGCACCGUCGUUUCGUCAAGAUCGAUCUCUGGAUUCGGCCAAGGAGCCAAACCGUCUUAUAUGCCAACUGUGGUUUUAUCAAGCUCGAAUAUUUGCGCACUUGCCCAUCGCUUUUGGAAAAGAUUUGAACGCUUCGCUUGACAGCCUUGAGAGCUGUAUAGAAGCAUCUAGAUUUACAAUACAUCGAUAUCUUGGAUUGCAACAUGCUAAAGAUCAACUAUCUCGGUGCAAAACUGUUGAGCAAUCGGCUUUCAUUGCUGCAGUAGUCCUUCUCCUCGCUAAAGUCCAGCUCCAAUAUCGUAAAGAAAAUGCAUCGGCUUUUAAAUACGAUUCAGACCGGGCUCUUAUUGAGCAAGUCAUUAGCUCUUUCGAAGCCUCUGGAGAAGUGGGAAGUAGGGAAUACGUCGCAAGGCAGAGUUACGAGAUUCUGUCCGCCAUGCUAGAUGUAACCACCGAUCCAGAAAAUACCGUACACAUAACGAGUUGCCCUGAUCCCAACUCUAUGCUUGGAAUACCCGGUGAUGGCGACACCAACGAAGCCAUUAAAAAUACUCGUAGCGUGACUAAGUCUGGGAUGGAGGAUAUUAUUGCGUCUUCGAUUCAGACAGCGCUCAACGCAGAUGGUCCAGCCUCGCGCCUAGUCAAACUAGUAUUUGCAACGAAGGCAUCAAACUUUAGCACACCGGGACUCCUUCACUAGUUACCACGUCAGUGAUAUCCUAUGGGUAAUUUAACAGAUCUAAAGGAUCCUUCAAUAAUAUAAGAAAAAUACAAUAACAAGCACCUGGCCUAUUCUAGC